Oryzias melastigma (Indian medaka) is the source of this 1961-nucleotide messenger RNA. RefSeq names its product nyctalopin (gene nyx). The record is from RefSeq and is a predicted model, not a curated record. The annotation marks the transcript as partial. Gene Ontology annotation, molecular function: protein binding. Gene Ontology annotation, cellular component: plasma membrane. The transcript has 3 exons. NCBI's taxonomy places the organism in Eukaryota, Metazoa, Chordata, Actinopteri, Beloniformes, Adrianichthyidae.
AAUGUCUUCAAGCUUGUCUGUGUCCUCCUUUCAGUCUCUGUGCUGUGCCUGCUGCCACAGGCAGUUCUGGCCCGCUGGGCCUGUGUUCGGGCCUGCCCCCCGUCCUGCAGCUGCACCGCCGAGAGGAGCUGCAGCGUGCUCUGCGACCGCUCGGGCAUGGCCGAACUGCCCAAAGAGUUUCCCUGCGAGGCUUCGGCCAUCAACCUGGAGAAGAACAGGCUGAAGUUCCUGUCUGAACGGGCCUUUGGGACCCUGCCCUCCCUGAAGAUCCUCACCCUGGACCACAACAACAUCUCCUUCAUCACUCCGGGAGCCUUCAAGGGCCUCUCCAACUUGGUGGAGCUGAAAAUGGCGCACAAUGAGUACAUCAGCUACCUGCACACGCGGACGUUCACCGGGCUGAAGAAGCUGCUGCGGCUGGACCUGUCGGACUGCAACCUGUUCAGCAUCCCCGACCGCAUCUUCAUCGAGCAGACGGCACUGAAGGAGCUGCUGUGCUUUCAGAACAACUUCAGGAGGAUCCCGGGAGCCAUCAGAGGCAUGGAGAACCUGACCCACAUCUACCUGGAGAGGAACAAGAUUGAAGCGGUGGCCUACAACUCCCUGCUGGGCUUGGGGAGUCUUAAGUACCUGAACCUCCAGGAGAACCGGAUCAACGUCAUCCACGACAACGCCUUCCAGGACCUCAUCCGCCUGGAGAACUUUUACCUCAACGACAACCUGCUGUCGGAUCUGCCCAGGUCCGCCUUCAGAGGCCUCAGCCGCCUCAAGAUGCUGAACCUGGGGGGGAACCAGCUGGUCAACGUGUCCAAGACCUGGUUCAGCGACCUGGUUGAGCUGGAGGUUCUGUACCUGGACAGGAACCAGCUGCUGAACAUUGAGGAGGGCACCUUUGAGAACCUGACCAGCCUGAUCACCCUCCACCUGAACAGCAACAACCUGACCACCCUCCCCUUCAGCGUCUUCCAGCCCAUCUACUUCCUGGGCCACCUGUACCUGUUCAGGAACCCCUGGGAGUGCGACUGCUCCCUGGAGUGGCUGAAGGAGUGGAUGGAGAACUACAAGCUGGUCCGGGACAUCCCCUGCGCCUCGCCGUCCUCUGUGGCGGGGCUGGACCUGAGCAGGGUGGUCUUUGCCAACAUGAACGGGACUUGUGUGGACCCCACAGACCUGAACUUGACCACGCCCUCCUCGGAGUUCAUCCCCACCACCGAGAACCGCUUCAACAGCCUCAUCUCCAAGCUGCUCCAGCAGGAGCUGCGGGAGGAGAUGGGCAACAGCACGGAGAGCCUUCGGAACGGGACGCUGCUGGAGUCGGAGGAGGGGCAGCUCUCCGCGGGGGCGGGGGGUCAGAGGAGCCAGCUGCUGCUCUGCUGUGCCGUGGUCUGGAUCAGCCUCUCAGACGUCUUUUCCUGCACAUGAGAGCGGCUCUGAACAUGGAGUGGAGUUUUGAGGGGAUGUUCCAGGCAGCGCUGAACUGUCUGUCUGUCACACAAAUGCAGCACGAGUUCCAGCAGUGCUGGAUUCAGGUGGAAGGCCUCCUCCUUCACCACCACAGGCUCAUUUUGUCGUAUUCAUACUCACUCGCUGCAUUCAUGUGUAAAACUGAAGGAGAUGAGAGAACAGACCUUUCCUCUCCGCGCUUCGUUCUGCUCUAAAUAUCUGCAGCUUUUCCAUAAAUGCAUUAAUCUUCUUACGGCGUGCAGCUCGGUGUCACUGCUGCCUGUGUUUGAGGCUUUGGGCUCGUGUGGACGUCCUGUUCUGGAGCACGAACCAGUUGGUGGACUGAGGAGAGAGAAGACCUUCAGCUAAAACCAGGGGUGCAACUACUACAGUCUUAAAAAAAGUCACAGGAGCAAAAAAUGUCUCAUCAAGAAGAAGAAAACCAUAUAUAAGUCGCACUUUUAGGAGAAAAAUGUGACGUUUCAGAACAAAUCUGCCAAGUUCAGCGAAGCUAAAAA